This is a messenger RNA of Carlito syrichta (Philippine tarsier), 933 nucleotides long. Its product is annotated as olfactory receptor 8B12-like. The record is from RefSeq and is a predicted model, not a curated record. Gene Ontology annotation, molecular function: G protein-coupled receptor activity; odorant binding; olfactory receptor activity. The coding region runs from base 1 to 933 and encodes 310 amino acids. NCBI's taxonomy places the organism in Eukaryota, Metazoa, Chordata, Mammalia, Primates, Tarsiidae. Gene Ontology annotation, cellular component: membrane. The transcript has a single exon. Gene Ontology annotation, biological process: sensory perception of smell; G protein-coupled receptor signaling pathway.
AUGGCUGCCAAGAAUUCCUCCUCUGUGACAGAAUUUAUCCUUGUAGGAUUAACCAAACAGCCGGGACUCCAGAUCCCCUUCUUCUUCCUGUUCCUAGGUUUCUACGUGGUCACUGUGUUGGGAAACCUGAGCUUGAUAACCCUGAUAGGGCUGAACUCUCAUUUGCAUAUUCCCAUGUACUUUUUCCUCUUCAACCUGUCCUUCAUAGAUUUUAGUUUCUCUACUGCUAUCAUUCCCAAAAUGCUGUUGAGUUUCAUCUUAAAGAAGAAUAUAAUUUCCUUCACAGGGUGUAUGACUCAGCUCUUUUUCUUCUGUUUUUUUGUCUUUUCUGAGUCCUUCAUCUUGUCAGCGAUGGCAUAUGACCGCUAUGUGGCUAUCGGUAAACCACUGCUGUACACCAUCAUCAUGUCUCCCCAGGUGUGUUUGCUCCUUUUGUUAGGUGUCUAUGGAAUGGGGAUUUUGGGGGCUGUGGCCCAUACAGGAAAUAUAGUGUUUCUAACUUUUUGCUCGGACAACCUUGUCAAUCACUAUAUGUGUGACAUCAUUCCCCUUCUUGAACUCUCCUGUGAUAGUUCUUACAUAAAUGUUCUGGUGGUCUUUAUUGUUGUGACCAUUGGUAUUGGGGUGCCCAUUGUUGCUAUUUUUAUUUCUUAUGGAUUUAUUCUUUCCAGCAUUCUCCAUAUUAGUUCCACUGAAGGCAGAUCGAAAGCCUUUAGUACCUGUAGUUCCCACAUUAUUGCAGUUUCUUUGUUCUUUGGGUCAGGUGCUUUCAUGUACCUCAAACCACCUUCCAUUUUACCCCUAGACCAGGGGAAAAUGUCUUCCCUGUUUUAUACCAUUGUUGUGCCCAUGUUCAACCCAUUAAUCUAUAGCCUGAGGAAUAAGGACAUCAAAAUUGCCAUGAGAAAAACCUUGAGAAAAACUUUCUUUUAA